AUUUAAUAGCGUCCCCCUCUUGUUUCGCCUCGGAAUUUAAAGUGUGUGUUCAUAUCUGAGGGGACUUUUACAUUCAAAUUAAGUAUGCCGUGUUUUUUUGUUUUUUUUACCCAAAUCAACUCAAAUGUAUGUAUGUUUGUAAAUCAUAGCAAAUCUUAGAAGCGUCAAAUUGAGUACUUCUGGGGCGACAUUCUUGAUAACUUCCGGGUCACAUAUCCGAAGCGCCAACAAAGCUGGCUAAUUAUUAGCUUUCUCCUCAGAAUGUAAAGAGUGUGUGUUACUAUCUGAGAGGACUUGUACACUUAAGUCAAAGAUGCGGUGUUUUGCGACUCAAAUCAACUCAAAUGGUAAAGAGGAGGUGUGCGGUUAAAGCGGCACCCGCAUUACGCCCGGGAUGGCCUCCUUUGGCUGGAAGAGGAAAGUCGGCGAGAAGGUGUCCAAGUCGGCGGCGCGGCAGUUUGAGGAGGCCGACAAGGCUCCAGACCCCGGCGCAGAGCAGGACGAGGAGGUGGACUGGCUGCACGCCAUCAAACGGCGCCGGGAGAUUCUGCUGGAGGACUGUGCGACCAAUAGCAAGAGGCUGAAGGAUGAGGGGACGCUGCUGGCCGAGCAAGGCAGGCACUGGGAGGCAAUCAAGAAGUGGGACGAGGCCAUUCAGCUAACCCCAGAUGACCCCCUGCUCUACGAGAUGAAGGCCCAGGUGCUGACCAUCCUCCAGGAGGUCUUCCCCGCCAUCGAGGCAGCAGAGACGGCAGCGAAAUUGCGUCCCCUGUGGUGGGAGGGCUGGCAGACUCUGGGCCGCGCCCAGCUGAGCCUGGGGGAGGUGGACCUGGCGCUGAGGUCCUUCCAGGUGGCCGUCCACCUGUGUCCAUGGGAGCGCGCCUUGCGGGAGGAGGACCUGGUGUGGGCGUGGACGUUGCACAAGCAGAACGCGCCUGCCAGGGAGAAGACCCGACGAGAGGAGGAGGCCAAGCGGCAGCUCCUCGACGCCCCCGAGCUCCGGCAGGACUUCGACUUCGAGUCCGACGAGGUCCUGGACGCGUGCGUGGCCGUCGCGGAGCGGCAGACGCGCUACGAGGAGCUGACGGGGACCGCCGUGGUGGUGGACGCAGAGGGGAACGUCCAAAGCGUGGCGGCGCCCAGCGAGGGCGGGUCCGGGGACUCGGCGGCGGUCCCCUCGCAGGAGCGAUUUGUCAAAGCGAGAAUCUGAUGGGCUUCGGUCAGGCGUCACGGUGCCCCCGCUUUGUGAAGACAUUAAAAACAUCAUCGCAGGAAAGCGCCAGAUUCUGCAAAUGCUUCACACGCGACUAAACACACACACACACCUGGACGCUGCACUCUACUGGCCACAGCAUUAGGGACACCUGCAGCACCUAAACAACAAAUACAUUCAUGCCCAGUUUGGAUUUGCUGGAUUGCAUCUCAUAUUUUCACCCUCAUAUUGCCAAAUUCAGAGGUCAAAAUAUUAGAAACGGUGCAGUCGUCCAUCACUGCAAAGCACAACAACGUAGAGCCUGAGCGUUCGUCUUUCUCGUGGCGGAAUUUUGCGAUGCAGGGCGUGUGCACACUCAUCCGUGGCGCGCACGCUUUGCAGUAUCGUAUACAGCGGGGGUGUCCAAACGUUUCCCAGUGAGGGCCACGCAGUGAAAAAUUAAAAGGAUGCAGCUUUGCCACUUUGAUCUUUUCUAAGAUAUGCUAAGAACUUUGAUAUAUUUCAAGAAAAAAACUGCAUCUGAGCUUCGUGACGCGGGUAAAAAAAAGCCUCGCGUGAGCUCAACUUCACGCUUUGCUCCUCUCUCCCCCCCCCCAAUUGUGCUGUUUUUCUUUUUUCUUAAAUAAUCUUUGACCUUUUUCUUCUGGUAAUUGUAUGACUUUAUUCCCACCAUAGUACAACGUUUCUCCAAAAUGUACAAGUUCAUUUCAUGUUGUUUCUCAUACGAUGAUGACUUUAAAGAAUAGUUCUUUAGUAGUCCAACUCUGCUACUAAAAUAUACUGCUUAAAAAAAUUAAAGGAACACUUGGAAAACACAUCAGAUCUAAACUGGGGGGGAAAUGAUGUUGAAUAUGUUUCCUGAUAAUAAGUGGGUGAUGUAUUAGUAACAAAAU
This is a messenger RNA of Dunckerocampus dactyliophorus (ringed pipefish), 2106 nucleotides long. It is a transcript of the gene ttc33, whose product is annotated as tetratricopeptide repeat domain 33. Bases 395 to 1210 code for a protein of 271 amino acids. The transcript has 5 exons. NCBI's taxonomy places the organism in Eukaryota, Metazoa, Chordata, Actinopteri, Syngnathiformes, Syngnathidae. The record is from RefSeq and is a predicted model, not a curated record. Gene Ontology annotation, molecular function: protein binding.